AUGCUGUUUCAACACCUCUCCGGAACGUUGACAGAUCUUCAUACUCUACGGCUCAAUAUAUGGACAGGACCACGGUUCCGUGCAGACACUGGCGCCCUAUCAAAGAUUCUGAAGACGACCCCUUCCUUGAGGGACCUCCAUAUCGACAUGGAGGUGGCCGAGCCAGCGGAUGAAUUUGACCCCGAUCUUCGACUCUACGAGGUGUCCCACUGGCAGGGCCGUGAUGAACACAAUAAAUGCCAAAUCGACCCUACACCGCAUAUUUGUCAGCCGCUCGAGGUCACUAUUUGUGAUGCAGCUUGGGACUCUUUUCUACACCGCGUUGCCACCAUCGCUUAUACCAACCUACAAUACUUCGGCCUAUGGGACGUUCCCGGGGAACAGGAAGGCAUAUUUCGGACUAAACCCCUAGAAGUCACCAAAAUCGACGACGCAAUAUUCAAAGGGGUUACAUUCAGCCUUGAAGCCAAGGACUCCCCGCUCGUUUCCGAUGAGUGGUUAUGGUUUGGCCGGGAUACGGAAGAUGAAUUCACGGGAUUCUAG
Mytilinidion resinicola is the source of this 543-nucleotide messenger RNA. RefSeq lists its product as uncharacterized. NCBI's taxonomy places the organism in Eukaryota, Fungi, Ascomycota, Dothideomycetes, Mytilinidiales, Mytilinidiaceae. The record is from RefSeq and is a predicted model, not a curated record. The coding region runs from base 1 to 543 and encodes 180 amino acids. The transcript is spliced from 2 exons.